Molecule: messenger RNA, 4518 nt
Organism: Bemisia tabaci
Lineage: Eukaryota; Metazoa; Arthropoda; Insecta; Hemiptera; Aleyrodidae
Product: Regulator of telomere elongation helicase 1
Biological process (GO): DNA recombination; negative regulation of DNA recombination; telomeric loop disassembly
Cellular component (GO): nucleus
Molecular function (GO): DNA binding; hydrolase activity, acting on acid anhydrides, in phosphorus-containing anhydrides; ATP binding
Source: RefSeq, a predicted model, not a curated record
UUCAACAGAUUUCCAAAUUUCCAAACUAUUUCUAUUAUACCACUUGUCACACCUUCUUUUUUGUUAAAUGCCGCUCUCCUACUGAUACAAUAUCCAUGUACUCUAGUCUGUUCGUAUAAUAGUGUUUUUAUCAUCAUUAUUAAUCACCCUCUUAUUCUGUAGUUCUUCAGUGCAACUUUCCAUUGCGAAGCGCAUGUCUUUUUGUUCACAAUGCCUGUCGUUUCUAUCAACGGAGUCGAUGUCACAUUUCCUUUCGAACCGUAUCAAGUUCAGUUGGACUAUAUGAAGAAAGUCAUAGAAUGUCUGCAGCUGAGAACAAAUGCUGUGUUAGAGUCACCCACUGGUACUGGUAAGACAUUGAGUUUGCUGUGUUCGUCCCUAGCAUGGCUCAAUCAUUAUAAUACUACCCAGGCAGCCAACGAUUUUACAUCCAAUCCUAGAAAUGUUACAGAAGCAAUGGCAGUACCUGUCAUGAACCCUACAUCUGCAUGGAAUUCAAAAAUAAAAAUCAUCUAUGCAUCUCGUACGCACUCGCAGUUGAGUCAAGCAAUGGCAGAAUUAAAGAGGACUCACUAUGCUGAUGUUAGGGUGACAGUUUUAGGUUCCAGAGAUCAGCUGUGUAUUCACCCACAAGUGCAAAAAGAAGAAAAAACAGUUACUAAGAACCUGCUGUGCCGUAUAUUAGUAUCCGGAAGGGAGUGUGCAUUUCACAAUAACGUUGAAAUGACCAAAGUUGAUCCCUCACUGCAAACAGUUGUUGACAUAGAGGAUCUUGUUAAGUCUGGAAAGCGGUUGCGUUCAUGUCCAUAUUAUCUCACGAAAGAAUUGCAGAAGGAUUCAGAUAUUGUUUUUGCCCCUUAUAACUAUUUGCUUGACCCAAAAAUAAGAAAAACUCAAGAUAUCUCUCUCGAUAAUGCCAUUAUUAUUUUAGAUGAAGGGCACAAUAUUGAAAAAGUUAGUGAGGAAGUGAUGUCGACAAAACUCUCUUCCACCCAAAUUGCUUACUGCAUUGAAGAAGUCACAGAAGUUAUGAAGGUGAAACAAGAACAUGGGGAGAAGGAAAUGGAUGGGUUGGGGAACCAAGAAGAAAAUAGUGAUGAUUUGAGUGUGAGCGAAUUAUGUCUUCUCAAAACAGUUUUGCUCGAGUUAGAAAAAGUGAUAGAUGAAUUUCCACUACAGUCUAUGUCAGGAAAAUCUGGGCCGCCAACAAAGGCUUUGUCGGGAUCGGAAAUUUUUCCACUUCUGGCCAAAGCUGAGAUUACGGAAGAAAGUUGCCCUCCUUUGAUUGAAAUUUUGUACAAAGUAUCUCAAUUUGCCACUGCAAAAGGUGACUCUCCAUUUGCACGUAAAGGUCAGCACUUAUCCGCGUUUCAAGACUUUGUUGUUAGGGUAUUCCAGAGCAAAUCUUCCGCUGCAUCGUGUUUCAAGUUAUUCAUAGAACCGGAUGUUCCAAAAAAAGCAAAGGCAGAAAAUGCUUGGGCUCCCAAGACAAGUGCAACAGUCUCAAGUACAGCAAAAGUUUUGAAUUACUGGUGUUUCAAUCCUGGUUUUGGGUUACGAGCGUUAAUGGAUAUGGGCGUUCGCUCUGUGAUAUUAACCAGUGGAACCCUAAGCCCCCUUGAUGCAACAAUAUCAGAACUUGGUAUACCCGUUGGAGUGCAACUUGAAAACCCUCACAUAAUUCAACCAAAUCAAGUGUACAUAUCAGUAUUAGGGAAAGGUCCAGCCAGUGUUGAACUGAAGUCAACAUACGACAACAGGGAGAAUAAGCAGUAUGUCUCGGAACUAGGUCAAACGAUACUGAACUGUGUCAGGAUUAUUCCGCAUGGUGUGCUUGUUUUCUUCCCGUCCUAUUCUGUCAUGAACAAAGCAGUCCAAGCCUGGCAAGACUGUGGAAUUUGGAGUAAUUUAAGUAAGCACAAAGCCCUAUUCAUUGAGCAGACCAACAAAUUGGCUUUGAAUUCUGUGAUAGAAGAAUUUUACAAGGCUGUGGAUGAAAGAGGAGCGGUGUUAUUUGCCGUAUGUCGUGGGAAAAUAUCAGAAGGAUUAGACUUCUCAGAUAACAGAGCAAGAGCUGUCAUCAUCACUGGUAUACCUUAUCCUCCGAUCUUUGAUCCACGAGUAACCCUCAAGAAAGAGUAUUUGGAUGAAAAUCGUCGCACUAACAAGUUGUCACUGGAUGGUCAAAGAUGGUAUCAGUUAGAAGCUAUCCGUGCAGUGAACCAAGCUCUGGGCCGUGUGCUGCGGCACUCUCAAGAUUAUGGUGCAUUGAUUCUCUGUGAUUCUCGAUUCCAUGGCUCUGCCACGAAUAGUUUAUCUGCUUGGCUCCAGCCACUGAUAUUUAAAGCCCCAUCUUUUGGAGCUUUCAUGCAAAAAUUAGUUAGUUUCUUCCGCUCCUCACGUGUUGUCUCUGAGUGUAAUGUGAAGCCAAGACCAUCAAUUGAAUAUAGUAGUGCAUCCAGAGCACUUGCAAAGAAAUCUGUGAGUAGCAGCACUGCGGAUAAGAGCGAUGAGUUCUUGAGUGGAUAUGCUGGUACUUCGAGUACUCCUUCAGCCACCAAGAAACGAGAGGCUGAUAAACCUAUGUCAUUGUUCGAACGUCUCGAACUAUCUAGUCAAAAGACAUUCCAAGCACCGGAGCGUGAAGAGUUACCAGCAAUUAGUUGUUCAUCUAGUGAGCCUGAUGUAAAGAGACCAAAACUAACUGUGAAAAAUUUAAAAUUACACGAUAUUGAGUUUGCUCGGAAAAUGAAGAAGAAAACUCAAGAAGAAAGAAAUGAUAGUAUUAAAAAUUAUUUGAUUCAAGUAAAAUCAUCAAUUCCAGCCAAUGAAUACGGUAUCUUUAGUGUGACCAUUUGCAAGUAUGCUCAUGCGCAAGCAACAUUUUCUGAGCUGAUCGAAGUACUUAAGAAAGUUUUUCCAUAUGAAAAUAAAGAAUUACGCCCAUUAUUUAAAAAAUUCAAACCUUUCUUGAAGACGGAACAUUUGAAACUUUUUGAAGAGGAGGUAUCAUCUUACCAAAAUUCAUCUCAAGUUCCUUCCAUUUCUAUCAAUGAACCAUCUUAACAUUUGUUUAUUUUCUUUUUCUUGAUGCAUCUGUAGACUUUAAUGUCAGCUCUAGGUUCAAAGACUUCAGAAAGAACUUGAGAAAAAAGAAUUUUAAAGAAUCAAUAUAGCAAGUAGGUUCAUUUUAAAGGUGAACGCUAUUAUCUUAUUAGACAAUUUAUCAUUUCAAAUGAAUGUGUUGGGCUCAACCCUUCAUCAUUUAAAGUUUUUAAAAAUAUAUGUUUUUUAACUGGAUGUUCAAGUGAGAAGGAAUGGAAUCCUCCUUUUCAUUUAUUUUCAAUAUUAGUGCAUUGCGACUACAUGCUUCUAGCAUAUUAUGCUUAUUUUUACAUUAAUAGCUACAAUUAUGAGAUCACCCAUAUCUUUUGGGAAAUUAAUAGCAUAUGAAUUGCUUCUGUGAUAGGCGGGAAACAUGGAAACAUUCAUUCAUAUUUUAAAAUUCCAUCCAAAUUGUGAUGAAAUAUCUCAGAAAUUCUGUCCUAAAAAUCUACUCAGGCAGUUUUUAAAAAUCAACUGCACUUACAACUGUACCAACUUUCCUAUGAAUGAAGAGCCCCUGAGUUCAAUUUUCUAAAGGUGUGAUACGUUUAGCGAACUUGUAACUAUGAGUAAAUUCUGGUCUUCCAGACUUUCACAUAUAUUUUUUUAGUUUCAAAAUGACACAUUUUUUUUUUCAGUUGAAAAGUUAAAAGUUGAAAUCGAGUGAAACUACUUACAAAAUUGGAUAUAUUUUUUUUUAAUAUGGUUUUUAGGCAUUUUAUCUGAGAGAUACUGCGGCCCUGGAUGGGAGCUGAGAAUAAUUGGAGGGUGAGAAAGUUAGAUUAAAACGUAAAUUUCCCUAUACUGCAGUUUUGCUAGUUUCCAACCAAUUUUAAAUCCUCUUCGAUAAGAGGUAGCUGAAAUCCUCUCAAACAUGUUGGCAUGACUGCGAUUUUCGCCAGACCUAAAUUAGCUGAUUGAUGCAUUACAGGUGUUAAGGAUAGUGACUGACUUAAAUGGAGCUUACUAUUAGCCUCGUUUCUUACUCUUUUGAGUUUUCCAUUUGUCAAUCAUGCAUGUUCAUCCUUCUCAUCUAAAAUUUAACCCAUUUUAAGUUGCGAAUGUACAGGAAGAUUUUUAUUGCCAACAAGACUGUGUAAAGUCAUUGCAUGAUCUGAUCGUCUAUGAAAAGACUGGAAUUUCAAAAUAUAUUGCUGCUGUAAACUAAUACAAUAUGAAAUCAUUAAGAAAAAAAAUUGAGAAAGUAGUGAGCACAACAGCUUUCUUUUCACCUAUUGAGAUUCAAAAUUGGUUAAAAAUCAUCAGGACUACAGCAUGGGGAAACUUACUCUUUGAUCCACAUAAAUAUCAGUUCCGAUCGAUAGAGGAAGUUAGUACCCUCUCUAAUCGAUUUUUUCAAAGACCAAAAACUAAGGCUAAAGGCUGAAAUGGCUGUUGAGAAGAUUCAGAAAA